CGUAAGGAGCAAACAGUGCAUAAAAUGCUCUUACAGGUGCUCGUGCCAUGUUUGGCACUACUGAGGCUAACUGCCGCAGGUUACGUGACAGUUCCGCUGCAUAGUCCGGCCAGUGUGACGUAUGUGAACCCGCAACAGCACGCCGGCUUAUUGGCCGGUCCGGUACGAUAUACUUCUGGCACACAGGCAGCUCUCGUUCCGGCCACCGUUGUUGAGGGACGUUCGGGUGCAGUGUCGGUAACAUCAGCACCGGCACCUACCUACUAUACCUACAACUUACAACCUCAGCCCGUGUUCGGCAAGGCAAGCUACACUCCGGCCGUCCAGUAUCACACCACGUACGGAAGUCCGUCGGUGCGUGUCUUCGAACCGAAAACCUUCGUGUACGGCGUGCAGGGUGGCUCCAAUGUCCCAACGACACACACUGUACAAUCGGUCCCUGUUUCGGUAUCAACUACCGAGUAUCAUCACACAUCGGCUCCCAUUCCCGUACCGGUGACUCCUGUUCCACAUCAUCACGAUCAUUCGGUGGCUGUGCCCGUACCGACACCCGUUCCCGUGCAUGUGCCCGUUCACGUACCGGUUCCGGUACCGGUAACACCAACGUACACCAAAACUGUGACCACCGGUCCGUCCUACAUUCCUCCCCAGGAGAAACAAAUCCCGGUGGUGCGUUCGCGUAAGUUCAAGGUGCGACGUCCAGCCAUACAGAACCAGUUCUACGAUAUUGAGGAACGUGUCAUUAUUCGCCCGGUUGGCUCUGCGCUGGUCGAGCUAGAGCAACCAGUCUCGCAAACGGAAACACAGUCAAAGACGACCAAAACAACCACCACGUUCGUGGAGAAGCGUCCAGUUUACAGUCCACCAGCUCCGGCUCCAGAAGUCCAUAUCACGGACGAAGGCUAUGGAACACGUACCAUUGCCAGACCUCAGGUCGUCACACAGACUACCACGGUGUACACGGAACGACCUCCACUAAAGGGUGGAUACGAUCGCAUUGAAGAAGCCUCCCAGUCCAGAAAGUCUGCUGCUUCCACCAGCAAAGCGUCAGAUGCUGAGUAUAUCGAUACGGAACACGCCAACACCCCGUCCGAGAGACCCUUCUACACGCAGGGACAUGCCAUCUACCAUCCGCAAACAGCCUUCGUCAAUCCGUAUGCGACCCAUUUAGCGCCCCAUCCCCUCGUGUACUAUCCAUCCAAUGCUGGACAUCUGCUGCACCAUGUAGCGCACGGUGACCAACACUCCCCGGCGCUUGUAGCAACGCAUCCGAGUACGGCACAUCCUGGCACGGUCUUUCACAUACCCUCGUCAACUCCACUCUACCCUGUAACACCCGCCGCAGGCUCGUCAACUCCACUCUACCCUGUAACUCCCGCCACAGGUGGAGAUUGUGAUGGUGGAAAAACCCCGGAAUAUCUGCCACCUUCUGUUCAUACACCGUCACCAACUACACCGGCACAACCACCGGUAGCUACUACGACACCAAAACCUCCGAUCACUGUGACUCCUGGAUCUUACCCAGCUGAUGACAUUGCGGAUGACGAGUACGAUGAUUCGAUCGUGAUCGACGCACGCAGUGGUGUGAACAACUACUCCGACUACACGCCGACGGAAUCGGAUUAUGGUGAUGUUACGGUGACGGCAGCCACAACGACUUCCAGCACUCCACUCGUCUAUCAUCACGACAAGUACCGAGGAGCCGAACAGACGGAGACCCGACUCGGAGGUACUUCUUCGAUCGAGGUAAGCUACGCCUCCCGUGCUACUCCAGCCAGUGACAUCGUUGCGUUCGAUCCCUCGACCACGUCUGGUGGAUUUGAUUUUGGAACAACCUUCCGUGGAUCGUUCCCCACGACAACUAUCGCACCAAACCCUACCACCAUCCGCCAGACGAUCGGUUCCUCCAGCUCAACGGCUAGCAACACACCUCAGCGCUCCAGCGUAACGAUUAUUGCCUCUACCACGCCAAGAACCGUAGCGGCACGGUUCAGCGAAACGGAUGCUUCUUCCUCUCUGACCACAUCCGAACAUAGGGAAUAUACGUCACACAGUGCCGCCACCUCUGGGAUUACCUCACAAUCAGUCGUUGUCGGACAGGGAUUGACUCAGGAACAGAUCCACGCGAAUCAGGAACAAUUCAUUAAGCUUCUCUCCGAACGCGACUCAAUCGCGGAGGUUGGUUUUGGACCGAAAACCGACACAUCCGGUACGCUGAUCGAUGCGUACGUACGUAGCCGUGUGCUCUCGGCUACCCCAGCACCGCGUGAUGCAAAGGAAACGUCACGCACCGUCAACAUCCGGCGUAUCGUCGUAUCACGUCCAGUCGAAACGGAACAGGAGGUUGAGGUGAGGGAACAAUCGUACGCGACCACUAUUGGGCCGCCACUGUAUGAUCAUGAGCACAAGCGGGAUGUAAGCGACGUUGCCGGGCCAGAAGGUGUUGAUCGUCAGCCACAGCAGCCACCGAUGUACGUUAACGCUAAACCACCAGCGUUUGCCAAUGAUCGAGAUCAGUAAGUUUAGGGAAAUUCGUUUAAUCCGUUCAUCACGAGAGGCAAUACCAUUUAAUGCACGUAACGAAACGGACGGCCCUUUGCUUUGCUAUAUGCCGUUUUUGUUAUAAUUGUUCAGUAUGUUUUAAAUAAAUAUUUAUUUUUAUUAAAAAUGUAAAAAAAUAUGCACGUGUCUUGCUUUUUCAAUAUUUGAAUGUUCCAAAAUGGCUUCACACAAUUUCGUCCCAUAAAAAAAUGUUCCUUAUCUAAUCGAGAGUAGAACCCAGGCCGGAGCUGUGUGUUGAAUUUGUACUAAAUGAUCUGGCUUCGAAAAAAAUGUUUCGAUAACAUUUUUAAUGUUAUAUGUUUUAUAAAAGCGACGCGCAAGAUAUCACAAUUUUUAUUGGAAUUAAUAAAAAAACUACACUCAAGAGAUAAAAAAUUACUUUGUUUAAAUAAAAAAUAAAACACAAUUAAAUGAAUGAAAUAUUUUACAGAUUAUAUUACUGUCUUUCUGGUGCAAAAUUU
This is a messenger RNA of Anopheles funestus (African malaria mosquito), 3023 nucleotides long. Its product is annotated as mucin-5AC-like. Bases 25 to 2520 code for a protein of 831 amino acids. Lineage: Eukaryota; Metazoa; Arthropoda; Insecta; Diptera; Culicidae. The record is from RefSeq and is a predicted model, not a curated record. The transcript has 2 exons.